AUUUUUGUCGAUCGAACUUGAGCUGUGAUUUAUCAAACGCAAUGGAAACGCUCUGCCCUUUCCUUCGAAACACGCUUAGCCUUGUCUUACUGAUGGUCUCCCUUCAGUCGUCCUGGGCGGCUCCUGCUCUGCGCUUCAGUGACAACGAACUGGAUGAACUGGCGGCCUAUCCCACAUCGCCCAGCCAAGUGCUGCCCAUCCAGCCGCUGCUCAUCUAUCCGCAGCAGCGAGCAAAUCUCUACCAGGCACGUACCCUGGGAGGAAACGACGACAGGGACAUUAUUUUCGUGAAGCUGCUGCAGGACAAGUCCAGCGGGUACCGGCCCAAGCAGCAGCGCCUCGUUGUGGAGGAGGAGAAACCCUCGCAGCGCAAGGAGCUGGGCCUGAAGGACUUCUUCUACGUGAAGGCCCGCACCAACGGGCGCUUCAGUCACGAGCGUCUGAAGGUCUACAGAGUGCCCGAGUUCUACGCCAUCAGUGUUUUCCGCAACGGAGAUACAUAAGUAGAGGGGUGCGAAUGCGCUGCACCUUAACGAUGCACAGCAGUAAUUUAAGUUAUUUUUAA
Messenger RNA from Drosophila persimilis, 565 nucleotides. RefSeq lists its product as uncharacterized. The record is from RefSeq and is a predicted model, not a curated record. Bases 42 to 503 code for a protein of 153 amino acids. The transcript is spliced from 2 exons. NCBI's taxonomy places the organism in Eukaryota, Metazoa, Arthropoda, Insecta, Diptera, Drosophilidae.